AUGGACGACAAGUUCAAUUGGAGAUCCUUUGUCAACUGGGCCUGGUUGGGAAUAAACCAGACGCCACCGGUCACGCCAAACCAGACCGCCACGGCUCUACCCUCUCCGGCGGCCAAAGACCCGCAUGGCGCCUCCUUGUCGACCUCGCAGAAAAGCCGCACAAGUCAUUCACCAAUCAGCUCUACAGUCAGCCUUACUGGCCCGGUACACGAUAAAGAACUUCCUGCAGACUCGAACGUUACGGCGCCUAUACCGAUAGAAGUUGACCCGAAACUCAUGGUUCUUACUCAUCCCUGCCCCGCUUCAAGCGUCGAUCCAAGGCUACUCACACUCGAUGGGAAGGAAGUAGACGGAUGCAUCCCGAAUCUGGGAAACGGUGCUCCUUCCAAGGCCUCGGAACUACUCGAGUGGCUCUAUAUCAACUAUGGGAAGAAUCAAGUGCUCCCGGCUCCAUCCGCAUUCGGUCCGUUUAUCAAACAAGCUUCAGCUUCUCCGAAGGAUGUGUCGCCUUCUGGCUCCCGGGACGCCCGCUCAGGAAAUGAUCACGCCCAGCCGUCCGACUUACCGUUGCCCGAGACGGUGAACGCGACACCUCAGCCACAUACUUCGCAUCCACCUGCGUCGCACCUAUCGACUGCUUAUCAACCCGCGUCGUCUUUCGGCAGACAUGCCGCCCUUCCUGGCGUUGCUCGCCCCCAGUUCGAUGCUUCGCAGCCGCAUAUAAAUCCGCGUACUCCCCAGCAACCGGUGAUUUGGAGGUACCCGCACGCGCAGGCACUCCUCGUUGAACCCGUUUACGCUCAGCAGCAUGUUAUGCUGCCUCACGCUCAGGUUACCCGCUCUGGCGAUACCCGCGUUCAGGCGCGCAGCGUGCAGCCGUCCGUUGCUCACCAGCCCACCAUCCAGCAGCUGCUCUGGACCCAAUACGUUCAAGCCGUCCAAGAGGGUCGAAUUCGUAUCCAGCAACAUACCCUACAGCCCUCUCCGGCUGCCCUCCAGCAGCCAACGCUUCACGAUGACGCACAGUCCGUCCGGGCUGCAAUGGUUCGAGCCCAGCAGCAAGCCCGUACGCCACCUGCGGCUCAGCAUCAAGCUGCCACCCCCGAACACUCGCACGGUCAGGCCGUUCGCACCGCUCAUGUACGCGGUCAGGCAAGACACGGUGCAACGCCGUACGAUCGUCCCGCGGCUGUUCCUGCGCAAAGAUCGAGCCUUGACUCGAGGCUGAACAUCCUAUGCCGCCCAGCCGUUAACCUUGCCACUCGCCCGUCUGCGGAGGCACAUGCUCAGUACCUGCAGAUAUACCGUCAACCUCCACCACCGUAUACCGAUCAAUAUCAGGCGCCUUCCUACUCCGAGCAUACACAGCCCCAGCCGCAACCCAUAUCACGGCAGCCGAUCCCCAUACAGCUUCCGAAUCAUCACCCUCCCCAAAAUCCGCAUGUGAUCCAGCAACAACAAAACGCGGCACUUCAGCGGUUCAUGAGGACGUACCCUGACGAGUUCACGAACCCGCGGCAGUUGAUGAUGCUCGCUCCGGAAGAUUCACACUUGCAGCACGCAGUGUUUCAGCAGUACCAGCGUCUGCCUCAGUCGUCGACCGAUGACGCUGACGAUGAAUCCUCGUGCUCGAUCGUGCCGGCUUCGGACCAGCCUGCACAUUUUAUACCGACACCUCCUCCGUCUGAUCGGUCCACGAACUCUUCGUCUCCUGAGCCGGGCCCUUUGCGCACGCGGAAGCAGAAGAAGAUUCGCAACGCGGCCGCGCCGUACGCGAAGGCGAAGGCUGCCCGUAAUAAAUUGCAAUCGGGCAGCGAAAAGCCGAAAUGCAUGGGAGCCAGGCGGAAGGCUGUGGUGCUCAGGGGACCAUGCACAUGGGACAAUUGCGAGACUGCCAACGGUGACAAUCCCAUCACCUUCACGCGGAGCGAAGCGCUCGCACACGUCAGGAAGUGCCACAUCCCAAAGAGGGACGGGGACGCCAACUAUCUAUGCGCGUGUAAGCAUGAUGCCAGCUUUGUGACGGGCCGGCAGACGAUGGUUCGACACUACGUCGCGUGUCACAUGGGUAUCGGGGCCUCCUGCGCGGCGACUGGCAAUAUUUCAUCCCGAUCGGACUCAGCACAUCGCUCGGCCAAGACAAAGAGGGCUCGGGAGGCGAAACAAGCGGAAAUCCAGUGGCCUGCCGACUCCAACGACGCAGAGGACGAGGACGAGAUGUAG
This is a messenger RNA of Punctularia strigosozonata HHB-11173 SS5, 2223 nucleotides long. RefSeq lists its product as uncharacterized. The record is from RefSeq and is a predicted model, not a curated record. Lineage: Eukaryota; Fungi; Basidiomycota; Agaricomycetes; Corticiales; Punctulariaceae. The transcript has 4 exons. The coding region runs from base 1 to 2223 and encodes 740 amino acids.